Podarcis lilfordi (Lilford's wall lizard) is the source of this 3185-nucleotide messenger RNA. The record is from the annotation of a GenBank genome assembly. NCBI's taxonomy places the organism in Eukaryota, Metazoa, Chordata, Lepidosauria, Squamata, Lacertidae.
AUGGAUGAGCAAGACUCAGCCGGCCCUGAAGCAGGAAGGGGUCAUGCCAUCAACACUGGGAGCAGUGAAGGAUUCUGGGAAAGCUCUGUGCAGAAGAUCCUGGGUGAGGAGGACACCCUCCACUCUGAUAUGAAGAGCCAGCAGUUCAGGCAGUUCUGCUACCAGGAGGCCAAAGGACCCCGAGAAAUUUGCAGCCAACUCCACCACCUUUGCCAUCAGUGGCUGAAGCCAGAAAGGCACACGAAAGCUGAGAUGCUGGACCUGGUGGUCUUGGAGCAGUUCCUGGCUGUCCUUCCACCAGAGAUGGAGAGCUGGGUGAGGGAAUGUGGAGCGGAGACCAGUUCCCAGGCGGUGGCCCUGGCCGAAGGAUUCCUCCUGAGUCAGGCAGAGGAGAGGAAGCAGGCAGAGCAGCAGGUGAGAGAGACUUUCCUCUGGAUACUCCAAAGGGGCUCUGAACAGGAGGGAGAGUAUCCUGAAAUCCUCUACUAAGCUUUUGGAAAGCAUCCCCAAAUGGUUUUCCCUUUGCCAUUCCUUUUCUAAUAUUUCUCUCCAUCCUCUGUUCUGAAUCCCUGUUGCUCUUUCAGGGAAAGAUUAUCUUUGCAGAAAUGGGUCUGGAUUCCUCUGAGGCAGAGAAGACUCCGUUGGUCAGGAGAGAGAGGCCGCUGGGUAAGGAGGAAGGAGCUUUUUCUCCCUUUGGUUGCAUUUUAUGGAUUUAGGAACUCAUCUGUGGGUUCUUUUCAUCUUUUGGGGGGAAGACACUUGGGGCCAAGAGAAGGCCCUCUGCCUGGUUCUCUGUAGCUUUACUCCUCACAGUGAGGGAACUGCCAGAAGGCCCUUGGAGCUGGACCUCAGUGUCCGGGCUGAACGAUUGGUGUGGAGACGCUCCUUCAGGUCUACAGGGCCGAGGCUGUUUAGGGCUUCAAAGGUCAAUACUGUACCAACAUGUUGAAUUGUGCUUGGAAACAUACUAGGAGCCAGUGUAGGUCUUUCAGGACCAGUGUUAUAUGGUCCCAGCAGCUGCUCCCAGUCACCAGUCUGGUAGCCUCCUUCUGGCUUAGUUUCUGAGUCACCUUCAGAGGUACCCACGCAUAGAGCGCACCAUCUGUAGUUAGAGGUGCACUGCUUCACCUCAAAGAAACGCAUGUGCUAAUGGCCACUUCCCUUUGUCUCUGACAGGUGACAGAAUGAUGCUGGCAAGUCCUCUUCUUCCAUCUUUGCAUGGAGGCAGAGGAGAAACAUCAGCUCUGGAACCAGAUCAGGUAGGGAGAAGGAGCAUUGCGGGCAAAGAAGCUCCUUGACUUCUGUCAAAAGGCUUAAAAUGCCAUUCCAUGCCAUGUCCUGAGAAUGAUUAACAGUCACCUCACGUUCACUAGCCUUCUGAAUGAUGCUAGUAUUAUCUAUCAGUAGCUUCAGUUUUAUUUACCAAUUUAACAUUUAAUACUAAGAUAGGCUUCUCAACAGCUGACAAACCAUAAAAAAGAGUGGCCAGAAUUCACCCAACGAGUCCCAUCAGUUGCACUAUAGGGCUUUCCCCCUCCUUCCCCUCCCUGUGACCCCCUGCAACCCUGAAGUUGGCUGUAGGGCAUGGCGAAGGUUUCCCCCUCCAGAACAGUAGAGGGGGAGAGGAAAGGGGGGAAUGUUGAGCAGAGAGAAGGAUCUGAAAAACACCAGGUGGAGUUCCACCCAUUUACACAAAGAUGAAUAUCCAUCAAUAAAAUACACAAUAAAACAAUUCCAUUAAGAGGUUAAAACGUACAUCCAUAAUUAAAAUGUACAGCCAGACAAUCCCAUUAAAACCAUACAGCAACAAACAGACACAAAACAACAAAACAAUGUGUAGAAGAUUAUAUUUCUGCUGCCUGAGAGCAAGACUUUUCUUCUUUUAGGGCCUAGUAUGUUUUGAAGAUAUAGCUGUUCAUUUUGCAGACGAGGAGUGGGCGUUGCUGGAUCCUGACCAGAGAGCUCUGCAUAAGGAAGUCAUGGAGGAGAAUUGUGGGAUCAUGAACUCUCUCAGUAAGGCUCCCUGUUGGAUCAUGAUGUCUGUUUUGGAAGUAAAGAUCCCUUGGGAAGAAUCUGGGAGAGGAGGAGACUUAGUCAGUUGUGGGAAGGCAGGGCCUUCAGUCCCCACAACUGGCUCAUAGGGGCCAGACCCAGAGGGAAGUAUUGCUGUGCUCACUAGGCCUGACACUUCUGAGCAGCCUCUUGCUUCUCAUAAGGAGUUAACUUCACUUUGUGUGAUUUAUUGCUGCCCCACUCCUGACACUCAGUUUCCCAUACAUAUGUUCAUUGAUGCCUGUCAACAAAAGCAGUGAAGCCUGUUGUAAGGCCUUACUUUUAAUUCAGUUCAGUUCUUCCUAUGUCCCAAGCUUUAAUUAGCAAAGUUCAAUAACCGAGGGUUGCGUUUCUCCCUGAGGCUGUGAUCCGUUUCUUUCUUUGUUGCAGAUGGUGAUGAAUCAGAGAUUAAGAACCAGGGAGACCAUGACCAUGUCUACACCAUAGAGAAGCAAUGUAAAUAUUCUGAGUGUAGAGAGAACUUCAGUCAAAGCUCCCUCCGAAGAAAUCCAUUGGAGAAGAAAUCCUAUCAGUGCUUGGAAUGUGUGAAGAGCUUCAGUCGGAAAUUCAAUCUCACAGUCCAUGAAAGAAUUCAUACAGGAGAGAAACCAUAUCAAUGCUUGGAAUGUGGACAGAGCUUCGGUCAGAAGACCAGUCUCAUAGGCCAUCAAAGGAUUCAUACAGGAGAGAAACCGUAUCAGUGCUUGGAAUGUGGACAGAGCUUUACCCAGAAAAAGGAUCUCACUUCCCAUCAGAGAAUUCAUACAGGGGAGAAACCAUAUCAGUGCUUGGAAUGUGAGAAGAGCUUCAAUCGGAAGUUCAAUCUCACAGCCCAUGAAAGAAUUCAUACAGGAGAGAAACCAUAUCAAUGCUUGGAAUGUGGACAGAGUUUCACCUGGAAGGAAGGUCUCACUUCCCAUCAAAGAAUUCAUACAGGGGAGAAACCAUAUCAGUGCUUGGAAUGUGGAAAGAGGUUCACCCGGAAGUUCUAUCUCAUAGUCCAUGAAAGAAUUCAUACAGGAGAGAAACCAUAUCAAUGCUUGGAAUGUGGACAGAGCUUUGGUCAGAAGACCAGUCUCAUAGGCCAUCAAAGAUGUCACAGUGGGGAGAAACCAGACAAUGGCUGUAUAUGA